CCUGUGUCUCCACCGCCGGCACCGGCCGACCAUGGCGACGCCGUGGGGCGGCGAUCUCGUCAUCAUCUGUAUCUUCCUUGCCAUAGCGGCGCCGCUCACCACAGCGAUCGGCGUGAACUACGGGACCAAGGGUGACAACCUCCCACCGCCGGCGACGGUGGCGGCUUUCCUCGCGAACCGUACCAUCAUCGACCGCGUGAAGCUGUUCGACAACAACCCGGACAUCGUCCGUGCCUUCGCCGGCACGGGCAUCUCGGUCAUGGUGACGGCUGCCAACGGCGACAUCCCCAGCCUGGCCACCAAGGAGGGCGCCGCCGCGUGGGUCGCGGCCAACGUGGCGCCCUACUACCCCGCGACGGAGAUCUCCCUGGUGGCCGUCGGCAACGAGAUCAUGGACACGGCCGACCAGAACCUCAUCGGCAACCUGGUCCCGGCCAUGCGGACGCUCAAGGCAGCGCUGGUCGCCGCAGGCUACCGCCGGAUCCGCGUCUCGACGCCGAGCUCGCUCGGCAUCCUGGUAGACUCCCAGCCGCCGUCCGCGACUCGGUUCCGCGACGGCUGGGACGCGGCCGUCUUCGCCCCGAUGCUCCAGUUCCUCCGGAGGACCAGCUCGCCGCUCGUGGUGAACGCGUACCCGUACUUCGGCUACAACGGCGACACGCUGCCGUACGCGCUGGCGCGGCCGAACCCCGGCGUGCGGGACGCCGGCACGGGCAUCACGUACACGAGCAUGUUCCAGGCGCAGCUGGACUCGGUGUACUCGGCGAUGAAGAAGCUCGGGUUCGAGGACGUGGAGAUCCUCGUCGGGGAAACCGGGUGGCCGACCAAGGCCAUGGACGGGCAGAUCGGCGUGAGCCCGGCCGAGGCGGCGGAGUACAUCCGGUACCUCAUCGGCGAGGUCGGCUCCGGGUCGGGCACGCCGCUCAUGCCCAAGCGGACGUUCGAGACCUACAUCUUCGCGCUCUUCAACGAGGACCUCAAGCCCGGGCCCGUCGCCGAGCGCAACUUCGGGAUGUUCCAGCCGGACUUGACGCCCAUGUACGACGUCGGCAUCAUGAAGAAAGACACGGUCAAGACAGCACCCGCGCAUGACUCGAACGGGUCCAGCAGCGCGGCAGCAUCAGCGCCUGCGCCGACAGAGGAUAGAUCGAGCGGCGGCGCGACCUCCUCUCCGGCUCCAUCCGAGGACGAAUCAACCCAUGAGACACUGGAGGAGGCAGAAGGAGGGGAGGCUCCGUCGUCACCCAAGAGCGAGCCGGCGAAUGACAGCUCGUCCGAGGCAGCUGCCGAGGGUGGUGACAACGACAAAGGAAGUAGUGAGAAAACAAAUCCUGAAGAAGGCGGUGCAACGCAACCGCCGUCUGGAGCUGCUUCGAAAGCAACCACAUUUAUAUUCCACGUCUCUUGGGUCCUUGCAGUUGCACUGCCUCUGGUUAUGCGUGUAUAGAUUCCAUCAAUUUCAAUCAUGUUAAUACUUUAGAGGGUAUGUUGCAUUUAAGAAAAACGGGGGCAGAGCCUCAAUCUUUCAGUUGAAAUAA
Molecule: messenger RNA, 1538 nt
Organism: Lolium perenne
Lineage: Eukaryota; Viridiplantae; Streptophyta; Magnoliopsida; Poales; Poaceae
Product: glucan endo-1,3-beta-glucosidase
Biological process (GO): carbohydrate metabolic process
Molecular function (GO): hydrolase activity, hydrolyzing O-glycosyl compounds
Source: RefSeq, a predicted model, not a curated record